Messenger RNA from Vigna angularis (adzuki bean), 4398 nucleotides. RefSeq names its product COP1-interacting protein 7. Bases 316 to 4059 code for a protein of 1247 amino acids. The record is from RefSeq and is a predicted model, not a curated record. NCBI's taxonomy places the organism in Eukaryota, Viridiplantae, Streptophyta, Magnoliopsida, Fabales, Fabaceae. The transcript has 13 exons.
CAAUGAGUUGGUAUCCAAACAACAACAACCUUGGAUCCUGUCCCAAAGCACUCACCUGUCUUUGGAAGCCAUUGAAGCUCGUCUGCUGAACCCGAUUUCUAAGCAUUCAUUGCAACUUAACCUUUUUUUUCCUUUUGGUCCGUGAAGCCUGUUUUUUCAAGCAAAGCUUGCCUUUUUGAGUCACCAAAGUCUAACCCCACUUUGGAACUUUGCUUUUUCCUUUUUGGGUAUGUGAGCUUAGCUUCACUUUAGAGUCUCGUUCGUGAUCCCUGAGAAAGCAAAACCCAGUUUCUGGUUUGGUUUUGGUCUCUUAAAAUGAACUCUUCUACAAGGUUGGAUUCAGUUAUGUUUCAGCUCACACCAACUAGAACCAGAUUUGACUUGGUUAUAACUGUGAAUGGAAAGAAGGAGAAAGUUGCAUCAGGGUUGCUCAACCCAUUUCUAUCCCACUUGAAGGCAGCUCAAGAUCAAAUAGCAAAGGGUGGUUAUUCAAUUGUUCUUGUGCCUGGGCUUGACAGUGAUGCCUCAUGGUUUACCAAGGGAACAAUUGAAAGGUUUGUUCGCUUUGUGAGCACUCCAGAGAUAUUGGAACGUGUUUAUACUAUAGAAUCCGAAAUUGCACAAAUUGAAGAGGCAAUUGCAAUUCAAGGAAAUAAUUCUGUAGGGAUGAGCUUUGUAGAGGAAAACCAAAUAAAACAUGUGGAAAGCACUGAAGGGAAUUUUGAAAGAACAGGCAGGAAGACUCAGCAGGAUACAAAUGAGGACAAAGCUAUUGUACUUUACAAGUCUGAUACACAGCCACUUGAUACGAAUGGAGGCACCAAAUCAGAAGGAAACCCAAAAGUUCAGCUUUUGAAAGUCCUGGAGACACGUAAAUCUGUGCUGCAGAAAGAGCAAGGAAUGGCAUUUGCACGUGCUGCUGCUGCUGGUUUUGACAUUGACUACAUGCCAGCUUUGAUGGCAUUUGCCGAAUGCUUUGAAGCAUCACGCUUGAUGGAUGGUUGUAGAAAUUUUAUAUCUCUAUGGAAAAGAAAGCAUGAAAGUGGCCAAUGGCUUGAAAUUGAAGCUACUGAAGUCACACCCAAUCGUGCUGACACCUGUGCAAUUAAUGCUUCUGGCAUAGUGAUUUCUAAUAUGGUUACUACAUCCCAAACUGAGUUGGACUCAGAAAGUAACGGGAAAACGAAUUCAGCGGACAGACAACCAACUGCAGGUUACCAAGAUAAUGUUCAAGGUCAUUUUCCAAAUGGUGGCUUCUCCUCUUGGCCUGUUCAUUCUCCCCCAGGUGCUUUACCCAUGUUUCAGACUUAUCCAGUGCAAGGGAUACCCUACUAUCAGAGUUAUCCUGGCAACAGCCCAUUUGUGCAGCCAGUUUCCUCACCUAUGGAUGACUCCAGACUAAAUGCUAAUCCAAAUUUGAAUAGAAGGCAUUCAAUGGAUAAUGGAAAGUAUACUGCAUAUGAAACUAUGAAUGAAAUGGCUAUGGAAAGGGAAGGUUCACUGACUGGAGAACGAUGUAAGAAGGAUGGCCGAUCAGGCAGACACAGAUCUGGUAUGGUGGUCAUUCGGAACAUCAAUUACAUAACAAAGACAGAAAGAUCUUCUGGAAGUGGAUCAUGUUCAGAUUAUUCCUCUGAAACUGAUGAAGAUAAAGAGGUUCAGGCAUCUGUCAAGACAUCAAAAAGAAGAGGAUCCAGUGACAAAUCCUUGAAACGGCUGAAUUUAUCUGAUAAGGAAGUAACACACUCUGGGAAAGAUGCAGAUGGAGGACAGUGGCUAGCGUUCCAAAAUUGUUUACUGAGAGGCGUAGAUGAAGAUAGGCAUGUUGUUGAUCAAGACAAGUUUGAUGAAGUGAGAAGAAAAAAACUUGUUGCAAGGAAUGAUCCUAUAGAUUUUACUGAGCGUAAUAUGCAUGAAGUUCAAGGUAGUGGAGCCUUAGAUAUGCAGAGAAUUAGCAAUGGAUUGACCCAUAUGCCUAGGUCAUCAUCUAAUGAUGGUUUCUUGUUAUCAAGAAGCUCGGGACAGUCUGUUAAUGGUAGGUCUGUGGAUGCUAUGCAGUCUUUAGAAAUAGAUGGAAGGAUUGGUUGUAGAAGAGGGGCAAAUGAUAAUUUUAUUAAUGGACUAGGUUAUUCAAGCAAUAAAUUGGAAAGGAAGUUAUUUCAUGAUAUGAACGAUGACUCCUAUGUAGUCAGAGUCAAUGAUUCAGGAAAUCUAGAGAGAAAUGCUAUUGAUAUGGACUCAGAGUUCCCAAAGGUACACAAGAAGGAAGAAAAUAAUUCCAAUUAUCAGCCAGAUGAAUUGAGUCUGAUGCCUGAACGCCGAGUAGAAAAGGGGUUAAUGGAUUAUGAUCGUGCCUUAGACUAUGAAAUGCAGGCUCAGACAGGGGGUGGUGCUUUGCAAGAUAAAAAGAACAAAGGUCUGAAACCAAGAUCCAAGAUGAUGGAUAAAGAUCUGAAAUCAAAUCCUACACCAAAUAGUUCUUAUCUAAAAAAGACUGUUGGGCCAGUAAGGAGAGGAAAGACUAGUAAACCGAGUCCAUUGGAUGAAGCACGAGCACGUGCUGAAAGACUACGAAACUACAAAGCUGAUCUCCAGAAAAUGAAGAAAGAGAAGGAAGAGGAAGAGGUAAGACGCCUCAAUGCUUUAAAGAUGGAGAGGCAAAGGAGAAUUGCUGCCAAGAGUAAUUCAAUGGCUACCAAGUCAUCCACGCCACCACAGCAAACGAAGAAACAGAUUCCCGCAAAGCUUUCUCCUAGUUCUUAUAAAGGGUCUAAAUUUAGUGAUUCGGAGCCAGGUUCAUCCUCACCCUUCCAAAGAUUUCCACUCAGAACUGCUUCUGUUGGAUCCAAUGAUUCUUCCAAAGCCCCAAAAACCAGCAGAUUGAAUACGAACAAAUUAAGUCGAUCGGCGCCUUCUCUGCCUGAAUCCAAGCGAGAGAAGGGUGAUGGUACCACUGAUACUAAGGCAUCAAUUACUAGAAUUAGAAGAUUGUCAGAACCUAAAAUGAGUACCAUUCGUCAUACUUCUUCAAUAUCUGUUAAACCAAGAGGUGCUAGGACAAGUUCAAUUACUAAAGCAACUAAUGAGACUGAUAUCAGAAAGAUUUCUGCUAUUGUGAAUCAUGAUAAAAGCAAGACUACAACUCUCCCUGAACUAAGAAUCGGAACAUCUAAAACAAGUGACAUUGGAUCGUCAGUUAAAGAGAGGACACAGAAGCUGAAUAUUAACAACUCUUUGAAUUUAGAAGGCACCUUGCUGAAGAAAAAUGAAUUUGAAAUCUCACCUAUUGACGAUGAAGAUGACAAUCCUAUUAUUGAGAAGACUGUUGUAAUGCUUGAACGUGAUAAACCCUGUGCUCCCAAUAGUAAUGAUGGCAAGGCAAAAGAAAAAACAAGGAUACUGAAGGGACAGUAUGAGAAUGAUAAAGUAAUGGAGAAAACUGAAACAGUACCAAGUAAUGUUGCUCUUCACACAUCAGUUUCGGUAGAUACAGAAACCUCAGACAAUAAAUCACGUGUGAAACCUGGAUCAUCCAAGGUUACAAUGAAUGAUAUAGAGAAAGAGCCUACAAAAUCGUCUAGCAUUCAUAUUACUGAUAAAACAUAUCACUCCCCUCAUGUUCGAGUUUCUUCUUUGGAAGAUUGUAGUACACAAAGCUCUGAGUUCGGUAAAGCACCUUCUGCAAGCUUUGACAGUGCAUCAAUUGGUAUGGAGACUUUUAGAUCACGAGUGUCUGAUUCCAGAAAUUCAACUCUUGAGAAGAUUCCUGAGGUGAUUGAGAAGCCUCAGGUAAAGGAAUCAUCUAAGGGGUUGAGACGGCUGUUAAAAUUUGGAAAAAAGAACCAUGACUCGCCACCUGCUGCUGGGCGCAACAGUAUUGACGGCUCCGAAGCAAAUGAGAUUGGAAAGAAUGGUUCCCCCAAUGAAGUUCAUACUCUGAAGAAUUUGCUCUCUCGAGAUGAAACUCCCCCAAGUGCAACUCCUAAAAAGUCUUCUCGCUCUUUCUCCUUGUUAUCACCCUUUCGAAGCAACAAAGGAAAAAAGAUAAUGAUGUCUUGACAGAAUUUAUACUGUUCUUGCCAAUUGAUUCUUUCCCUUUUUAUCUUAUUGUGUUAUAUUUGUCUUAGCUCAGAUUAUUUUGUUGAUUCUGUUAACCAAAAGGAAUUUUGGCCCUCUUUUUGACAGUUCUUUUGAGCUUCAAAACCUCGACAAAUUAUUUGAAAAUCUAAAUGGGAAAUUGAUUCUGAAUCCUUAAGGAUUUGGUUCAGCAUGUGAUGAUGUAAAUUUUGUUUAGAUAACAGGAAAAUCAAUUAUUGUAUUUUUUUUUUCAUGAAAAACAGACAUCUCAAUGUAACAUUAUGGGUGACAUUAAUUUGGAGAUACAUUUCAUUUACUCAA